Messenger RNA from Capsicum annuum, 3978 nucleotides. Its product is annotated as putative late blight resistance protein homolog R1A-3. The transcript has 2 exons. Gene Ontology annotation, molecular function: ADP binding; alpha-tubulin binding. NCBI's taxonomy places the organism in Eukaryota, Viridiplantae, Streptophyta, Magnoliopsida, Solanales, Solanaceae. Gene Ontology annotation, biological process: protein folding. The record is from RefSeq and is a predicted model, not a curated record. The coding region runs from base 797 to 3607 and encodes 936 amino acids.
UUCCACGUCAGCACAAAAAGACGACAAAAAUAUGCUAAAAUUGAGUUCAGGGUAAUAGGACCCUGUGAAGUUGGAGUGCGUCAUAGUAGCUUUGACCAUAUGGUUUUAAAUUAAAGUUAUGUCAAUAUACAAAAAUGCCUUUUAAUCUUAUAGUCUAAAUAUGACUCAUGGAAUGUAGAAAUUAAAGUAUUUCCAAAGGAGGAAAGAAGUCAUUCUUUUUUCAAACGGAUUAAAAAGGAAAGUAUCGUAGGUAAUUCUUUUUGAAAAAAAGGGAGUAUCUUUUUGCUCCAAUUAUACAGUGGACAGCCAAGGUCCAUUUUGAUUUGUUUGUCUUUUUACUUGACACCAAGUUAAAGAAAGUCACAGAGACUUUUGAAUUAUGACCGUUUAAUUUUAUGGUCCGACUUUCUAGCAAAGUUAGAAAAUCCUACUAGUGGGGUAUCGGGAGGGUGGGGCGGCAUACGCAGACUUUACCCCUACUAUUGUUGGUUUAGAGAGAUUAUUUCUGAUAAACCGUCAACCCAUCUGCAGAGUCAUAAGAGCAUUUAGUAAGUGUUCAAGUUGGGAUGUGGCUCGAAAUAAUGGAAUCAGAACAAUAACACAAAGACUCCUAGAAACCACAAAACUAACUGGUUGACCCAUCAUAUAAAAUAAUCAUCAGACUUGAUCACAAUCAACCACGUGGUCAAUCUGAUAGUACUCGGAGUUGAAUUUGUAAAGUUACAUAAAAAGAGCAGGGAAGAAGGGAAUUAGUACAACAUAUCCUGUAAGUCUCAUAGACCAUCACCUAAAGGCCAUGGCAAGGCGUUAUGUAUGUGACAUGUAUAACAGCUUUCAGGUCAUAAUUGCAAAGGCAAACGUGAAUAUAGUAGUUAUGGCUCAUGCAAGUGUGGCUUCUCUUACGAGAACAAUAGAAUCGCUCUUGACAUCCAAUUCGCCGAUGCAAUCUCUGAUCUGUGAUCACAGAGAAGAAAUUUGCGAUCUUAAUGAAAAGACUAGUUCCCUGGAAGUAUUUGUCAAGAAGUUUGAGAAAAACAAUGUUUCUGGGGAAAUGACGGAUUUCGAAGUAGAGGUAAAACAAGUUGCAAAUUUUGUUGAACACACAAUUCAACUACGAGUAACUGAAGUUGUAUUGGCAAAUGAUGAAAAUCUGAGAGAAAAGGCACAUUGGUGGCUUUCUGAUAGCCCGCAACAAGUAGAAGAGGGCAUUGAUCGUAUCUGGAAAGAAUCAACAGAGAUUCAAGAUAAGGGCAAACAAGCAUCAAAGGAAUCAACGGUUCAAGAGUUUCACAGCUCAUCAAAAGAUAUUCGGAAUGUUGAGAACAAUAUGGUUGGACGUGAUGAUCAAAGGAAACUGUUGGUAGAAGAUCUUACUAGAAGCUACUCUGGUGAACCCAAAGUCAUCCCGAUUGUUGGGAUGGGAGGCAUAGGUAAAACAACUUUAGUGAACGAAGUUUACAAUGAUGCGUGCAUUCGUUCUCAUUUUGAUGUUUGUGCCUGGGCUACUGUUUCUCAACAACACAACGUAAAGGAAAUCUUGUUGAGUCUUUUGCGUUCUACAAAGGGUGGUACAAUUGACAUGAACGAUGAAGCAGAGCUUGCAAGCAUGCUACAAAAGAGUUUAAAGGGCAAGAGAUAUUUAAUUGUAUUGGAUGACAUGUGGAAAACUGAAGCAUGGGAUGCUGUGAGACUAUGUUUUCCAAGUCAAAACAAUGGGAGUGGAAUAUUAUUGACGACCCGUAACACUGAAGUAGCUCACGAUGCUGGUACAGAGAAUCUUUCUUUGCAGAUGGAUUUAAUGGGUCCGAAUGAGAGUUGGAACCUUUUUAAAAGUGUAGCUUUUGCAAAUGAAGCAUUACCAUCUGAGUUGGAGACUAUUGGGAAGCGAAUUGCAGAGAAAUGUCACGGGUUACCACUAACUAUUGUCGUGGUUGCUGGACUUCUCAAAUCUAAAAGGGCAAUAGAAGAUUGGAAAAGUGUUGCGAAAAAUGUCAAGUCACUUGUCACAAAUGAUCCUGAUGAACGAUGUUCACGUGUGCUUGGGUUGAGUUACAAUCACUUGACUAGCGAUCUAAAAGCAUGUCUUCUACAUUUCGGGAUUUUUCGAGAAGACAGUGAGAUACCAGUGAAGAAAUUGAUGAGAUCAUGGAUGGCUGAGGGGUUCCUGAAGUUGGAAAAUGAUUUGGAAGGAGAGGCUGAGAAGUGUUUGCAAGAGCUUGUCGAUAGAUGUCUAGUCCUCGCCUGCAAGAAAAGUAUAGAUGGAACAAAAAUUAGAUCAUGUAAGGUUCAUGAUCUAAUACAUGACCUGUGCGUGAGAGAAAUUCAAAGGGAGAACAUUUUUAUCAUGAACGACAUUGUGCUUGAAUUUGAUUCAGGAUGGACAUAUCUCAGUAUGCAAAAAAUGCAGCCCUUUAAAUGCAGAACAAAAAUUGAUUAUUGUCACCGUGGCCUUUUUAGGGCUCUUCUUACCCCUGUGCAUCGUCAGUUGAGAGAUCAUGACAGCAACGAUCUUUUGAAACAAACCCAUUCUAUUUUCUCUUCUUUUUGUAAUCUUCCAAUUAAUUUUCUCAAAUCAGAGCUUAUUCAUUUCAAAUUACUCAAAGUCUUGGAGUUGAGAUACAUAGAGAUUGAUCAUUUCCCUGUAGAGAUACUAAGCCUCAUCUGGUUGCGGUACCUAUCAUUGCUCUGCCAUGAGGAGAAUUUAGACAUACCUCCAGAAAUUUGCAGGUUAUGGAAUCUGCAGACAUUCAUUGUUCAAGGGCAGCAGACAUACAUUGUUCCUUCAGUUUUAGUAACUUUUCCUGAGGAAAUUUGGGGACUAAUGCAAUUGCGGCAUCUUAAACUGCCCAGAUUUAAUUUACCAGAUUGCCCAAGUGGAUCUGUUAACAAAGGAAGGCACUUGGAUUUUUCAAACUUACAAACUAUUUCUUACUUGUCUUUGGAUUGUUGCACGAAGGAGGUUAUUAUGGGGAUUCAGAAUGUCAAAGAAUUAGGAAUCCGUGGAUAUGAGACUGACUCUAAUAGUAUUCUAAACAAUCUUGUUCAUCUGCAGCAACUUGAAAAAUUGAGUUUUAUAUUUUGCUUUGCCCAUUUUCCAGCAAGUGCAAAAGCUUUUCCAGCAACGCUCAAGAAGCUGAAGUUGGAAAGUACUUUUCUAAGUUGGUUGUACUUGGACAUCAUAGCUGAGUUGCCUAACCUUGAGGUGCUGAAGCUGAUGGGUUUUGCUUGUGAUGGCGAAGAAUGGACUCCAAAUGUUAGGGGAUUUACUCGAUUGAAGAUUUUGUUAAUUGAAGAUUAUUUUCUCGAGUACUGGAAUGCCACAGAUGACAAUUUUCCUGUCCUUGAGCGACUUGUGCUUAACAAAUGCCAUAAUUUGAAAGAGAUACCCAUUGAGUUUGCAGAAAUCCACACACUACAACUGAUUGAGUUAACAAGGUGUCUUCCCAAACUUGGAGAAUCUGCAGCACGAAUUCAAAAAGAACAAGAAGAUCUCGGAAACAACCCCGUGGACGUUCUUAUCUCCGAUCUAUGUAAGUAUAUAGUAUUUAUCAAGGUCACACUCUGUUUCUCAUUUCCACAAGUCAGGUCAUACACCAAAGUUAUUUAGCUUUGCCCCAUAUUCUUUCACAAAAAUAACUUUGACAAAAUUUGGUUAAAACUCCACUUAAAAUGUAACAGAAAUUAACAAGAAUAUCUCUUAUAUUUGAAAGUAGUUCAAAAUGUCCCCUUUAAUAUAUUUUUGAAUAAUUUUGGUACUUUAGUUUAAGCUUUCUAAAUGUGAGCACAUUUGGUCUAAUUGUUACUACCUCCGUCUAUCAAUAGUUGUCCACUAUUAACUUGACACAUAAGUUAAGAAAUAGUAAAUAAUAGGGCUAGUUUUACCAUAUUAUCCUUUGAAUCUAAUAAAUCUAAUGCUUUAGAAAACACAUUGGAUAAUGAAUCGUAUUUAAUGUUAAGGGUAAAAUGGGUAAAUUAUCC